This is a messenger RNA of Corticium candelabrum, 1574 nucleotides long. Its product is annotated as dynactin subunit 2-like. NCBI's taxonomy places the organism in Eukaryota, Metazoa, Porifera, Homoscleromorpha, Homosclerophorida, Plakinidae. Gene Ontology annotation, biological process: mitotic spindle organization. Gene Ontology annotation, cellular component: cytoplasm; centrosome; dynactin complex. The coding region runs from base 817 to 1377 and encodes 186 amino acids. The transcript has 13 exons. The record is from RefSeq and is a predicted model, not a curated record.
GGAUUGGGUGCAAAUGCAAUCAGAAUUUAGAGAGAAAUGCUAGCGAGAGAAGAGCGGCUGCGAUCAGCCUAGACUCUUCGAUCGCUGGAAGCGUUGUGGAGGGCGACGACACGUACAGUCUACACGGGACUGGCGUGGGUGUGUAUUCGAAUAAACUGGAAGGUGUAGCGUUCGCAUAAUCGAUAAAUUCUACGAAGGGGUAGGUCCCUCGAGAGGGGACCAUACACUGCAAUGACAAAUACAGCAGCAGUCAAGCAUGGCAAGGAAACUUUGCAGCAACGAUAUAACAGACUGCAGGCAGAAGUUCAAUUACUUGUUGGAGACGUAGGAGAAGCUAAGACGAUUGAUUCAGCAACAGAUGAGAGUGAGUCAUCAGCCAUCCAACUUGCAUCACAGGUCUCAGAACUUCAGCAGCAGGUUGGUAUGGUAAUAAGGAGGUUGCACAAGGGCUUGUUUGUAAUUUGAAUGUAGUAAUUGAAUAUAAAGUAUUCUGUGGUGCCAGUUGGCAUAACAGGUUGAUGUGUUGAAAUAUUCUGUAUUGGUUUCAUUUGCAAGAUAUGAAUUUGGAGAAAAUUGGGUCAGGCUCCUGGACAAUCUGCUGUGGAUGUCGAACUAACACAGCAGCUGAAAUCACACAUUGGUUCAAUCAAACAAACACAAGAAAAGGCACCUGUACUAGCUGAUUCUACAGGGCAUGUUACAUACGAACUAUAUUAUCCUUCAGAACAACAGAAAUUUCAACAACUAUCCAAGGUGACUGAAUUGGAAAAGAGGUUGGGAAGGCUGGAAACACUGAUCAGAAGCAGUGAAGGCAAAAUGUCUUCUCUUUUUUCUCAAGAGACUCAAGAGUCUGAGAAAACUAUAACGUCUGUAGUGUCAUCUCUUGAAGAGAAAGCUGCUUUAUUGGACUUGAAUGAGAUAGAUCAGAUUGAAGCUCGACUACAGUCUGUGCUUUACCACAUGAACCAGAUAUCAGAACAGAAACCAGCAGUGGAGUCUGCUGCGCAGCAGAGUAAGGUUAAUGAACUGUUUGAAGUGGUAAAACGAUGGGAUGCAAUAGCAUCAUUACUACCAGACUUGGUUGCUCGACUGGAGGCUUUGCAACACCUACACUCUCAAGCUGCAGACUUCAGUCAGAAUAUAACACAUCUUGAUGCUGCUCAACAAAAAAUCAAAGAAGAGCUGGAAACAAAUUCAUCACUUUUGUCUGAGGUGUGUUGUUAUCUUAUCAGACCAAGCAGCGUAAAUUAUGGUUGGUUGGUAGCUAAUGUACAGGUAAAGUCUAGUUUUCAUACUAACGCAGAUGCCAUAGCAGCCAAUUGUGAAAACCUUGAGCAACGAAUUGCUGCAUUGUUUGCAAAGUUGGAAAAGAGUUAAGGAAAUAGCAAACUGAAAUGAGACUUUCUAUAAUUAUUGUUUUGCCUCUACUUGCUAAAUAACCAAAGUAGUAGUCUAUGAUAUGGCAAUCAUGCACUUCAUCUACAGUUCACAGUAACAAAUUCAUUGUUGUAACAUUGUAGUAACCUCUUGUUUCACUUCUGUAUGAAAGUAGCAACAAUAAAUUUGACAAGCGA